Molecule: messenger RNA, 1830 nt
Organism: Fusarium venenatum
Lineage: Eukaryota; Fungi; Ascomycota; Sordariomycetes; Hypocreales; Nectriaceae
Source: RefSeq, a predicted model, not a curated record
AUGCCCAUUUGCAAAUCCGAACAACCUCUUCCAAGACUUAGCCGCCGCUAUCUGGUUAUACGAUUCGACGAUAUCGUGGCUGUUGUUAAUCGACCCGAUGAUUUCAGCUCGCGACCCACCGUGCCUGAGUUCCCCAAGCCGGUAAAGAUAUUGUUCAAGGACAAGGUACCUGAGAAAGGCACUUUACUAGCCUGGGACAAUCCGGAUCAUGACCGACUGAGGAAGAGUGUCGCCUCGUUCUUCGUUCCGCGACGCUUGCAGAGCAUCGUCACGAUUGCUGGUCUAGAUCCAGAGCGAUGGCAAUGGAUUGGCGAGUGCCUGACUCUCUUCGGGGGCAUCGCGAGACGAGAUGACGAGGAAAAUACCAGAAUUCAGCAGAAGAUCCAAGAUGUACUGGAUCUACACGAGUAUAUCCGCCAGGUCAUCCAAGAUCGAAAGGUGGAUCGUCGUGAUGACCUCAUUAACCACAUCUGGAAUGAACGUGAUGCUGGAACUGUAGUGAUAACAAACUUUGAGCACCUAAGCAUGAUUCCGGUAUGUGGGAUGAAGCUCAACGCAGGAGAUCGUCUCUUUGUCGCCUAUAACUCAGGCAGUCGAGAUGAGACCAAGUUUGAGAAUUCAGACAAGAUUGACAUGUUACACCAGUCAAAGACUCAGCACCUUGGAUUCGGGCGUGGUGUUCACGCUUGUUUGGGUGCACCAUUUGCCCGCCUUCUUCUGCGCACAGAACUAGCCGUACUGUAUGACAGAUUACCCAAUUUGCGUCUUGUUACUCCAUAUGAGGAGCUGCCAUAUGGAGAGGUCCAUAAAGGACGAAAUAUUAGCGAGACUUACUAUGCCUGGGACGUUCCACCCCCAGGAACCACACGGAAAGUCGAGAAUGGUUUAUCCACGCCGAAUGCUACGAGGCAAUCAACCGUAGUGCGAAACAUUCCUAUGGUGAUCCGAUCAGUCGAUAAACUGGCUCAUAACGUGAUGCAAAUCUCGUUACAACCGAAAGAUACCUCUCAACAAGUCAAGUGGACUCCAGGUUCUCAUAUCGACAUCAAGGUCGGCACUCUCGGAUAUCAUCAAUACUCAGUCUGCUCAGAGCCCGCAGAUAUGAACCAACUAAAGAUUGCGUACGUCAAGAAAAUCAAGAUGUCCAUCCGCGGGCCUCGAAACAACUUCAAGUUCAUAUCAGGAACACGUCGUACAAUUCUGAUAGCCGGAGGUAUCGGAAUAAUACCGAUAAUUCCUAUGGCAGAAGAAGCAACUACUAUGGGUGUUGACUAUAACAUCAUCUACUUAGGUCGGUCAAGAGCUGGCAUGACUUAUGUGGACAAGCUCACACAACGUCACGGGGAGCACGCUACAAUAUGGGCUACCGAUGAGCACAAAGGGACUCGGCUGAACCUUACAAAGCACUUCGGGGCUGAAGAUCCCAAUGGGCUACGCGUUUACUGCUGCGGUCCAGAAAAUUUACUUACAACUGUCGAGGCGGCUUUGGAACAUGCUCCGUCAGGAAUAGUCCACGUCGAACGGCUCUUUAAUCCUGUUGUUCCACUUAGUAGUUCGAACAGCGCAUUCGAUGUGCUGAUGGCCAAAAGCGGACAUGUCUUGCACAUCCUCGAGGACAAGACAGUUUUGGAGGUGAUCAAUGAUGCUGGUAGUAACAUCCUGUCUACCUGCAACAAAGGUUUGUGUGGAACCUGUGAGGUGAGAGUGUUGGAGGGGACGCCGGAGCAUCGAGAUGUCGUGUUGACAGCAGAAGAAAGAGCAGAGAAUUCUUCAAUGAUGACUUACGUUUCACGCUGUCGGAGUAAAAGCUUAGUGUUGGACUUGUGGUAG